AUGUCACUCCUGGGUGUACUCAAGCGACGGCACCAAGUCGAACAGUCAACGACGAUCGUCACGAGCGAUCAUGCGGAUCCUGUAGAGGUGUCCUCGCUUUCUUCUCCCUCGGAGACGAACCAGACCACCGGCGCCGACGAGGAAAAGAUCAAGGCCCAAACAGAGACCUUCGCGAUUGAACAAGAAAGUCAUGAAAACCCUGAAAUUGCCGCACUGCCAUUGCAGGUGCGCCAGCUGAUCAAUCUCACCGACGAUCCCACCUUGCCCACCAUCACCUUCCGCUAUUUUGUGCUGGCGGCCCUUUUCGUGAUCCCGGGAGCGUUCCUGUCACAGAUGAGCUACUUCCGAACAACCCAAGCGCCGUACUCCGUCUUCUUCGUCCAAAUUGCCUGUCACUAUGCCGGUCACUUUCUAGCCAGAACACUUCCGGCCUGGAACAUUCGAGUGCCGGGAACUACCUGGGGGUUCAGCCUCAACCCAGGACCCUGGAGCAUCAAGGAACAUGUAUUGGUGACUGUGACAGCUGCAUCGGGGGCGACCUAUAAUCUCGGCUAUGCCCCGAUUGUCCUGGCGGAACUCUGGUAUGGGGAGAGGAUCAACCCGGCCGUGGCGAUAUUCUUCAUGCUGGCCAUCGUGUGGACCGGAUAUGCUUUUGCUGCACUCGCGCGAAACAUCCUGCUGCCCGAUCCGGAGUAUAUCUGGCCGCAGGCCUUGAUGCAGACCACCCUAUUCGAAACCUUCCGGAGGACCGAUACUUCCUCGGCGCUCGCCCGUCGUCAGAUGAAGGUCUUCUUCUUUGCUCUUUUGGGUAUGACUUUGUGGCAAUUUCUGCCAGAGUAUGUCUUUCCUUUCACCUCCUCCCUAGCCUUCCUGUGCUGGGUUGCCCCACGGAACCCAGUAGCUAACUUCAUCGGCUCGGGGCUGGGCGGUAUGGGCUUCCUCAAUCUCUCGCUAGAUUGGUCCAACAUCAAUUGGAACGGGUCUUCGAUCAUGCUGACUCCCUGGUGGACGCAAGUGCUCUUGUUUCUGGCCUUUGCUUUCAAUUGCUGGGUUCUCCUUCCUGCGGCGAAAUGGGGAAAGCUAGGGAGCUACAAGCAUGGCCUCAUGUCCAACAGCCUUUUUCAGGCCAAUGGCACAAGCUACCCGGUCACCAAAGUAAUGACCUCCACUUACCACCUCAACGAAACUGCAUAUGAAGAGUAUGGCCCCAUGUAUAUGGGGUUACAGAACGUGUGGGCAACUUUUUUUGACUAUGCCAAGCUGCCGGCGGCGAUCACUUGGAUCGCAACGUUUGGCUUCACGCAGGUGCGACAGAAUUUUAUCAAAAUUUUCGAGAGUCGCAAGUCUGCCAAGGCUGCAGCAGGACAGAGUAUUCACCAUCAGUAUCACGAUCGCCUUAAUGUCAUCCAAAGACAAUACAAAGAGAUUCCUCUCUGGUGGUAUUUGGUGCUCUUCUUGGCGGCAUUCAUUAUUCUGAUCACAACUAUCGCAUGUGGAUAUCUCUUUAUCCCGAUCUGGACCUUAUUCGUGGCUCUCGCAAGCGCCGCGAUUUUCGUUAUUCCUUUCGCUUGGCUGUAUGCUAUCUCGAACUACCAACUUGAGACCGGCUCCUUCAACGAGCUGAUGUAUGGCUACAUGGUACACACCAAAGCUGGUUCCGGUCAUCAGCAUCCAUGUGGCCCUUCGGUGUACGGCUCAAUUGCCGGAGAUGCCUGGUAUCGCGCGCAGUACAUGUUGCAAGAUCAAAAGAUCGGACAUUACAUGCAUAUUCCGCCCCGGGCGAUUUUCUUCUCCCAGAUCUUUGGCGUCUGCAUGGGCGUGCCCAUCAACUAUGCCGUUAUCCGCUGGAUUAUGGAUACUAAAGGCGACUAUCUAACCGGCAAGAAGUCAGACCCACUCAACCAGUGGACUGGUCAGAAGUUACAGACUUCCAACACAAUGGGUGUCCAGUAUGCAAUCCUCGGCCCAAAGAGGCUCUUUGCUGAGGCCGAGAUGAGCCCGCUGCCCUGGUCGUUCCUAGUCGGCGCAGUCAUUCCGCCAGUUCUAUUUGUUCUGCAUCGAUUCUUCCCGAAGUUGCGGAUCGAUCUAUGGAACGUCAGUAUUUUCUUCGGCGGCCUGGCCAUGUUCUACGGUAAUGUUAGCACCGGUUACACGUCCGCGAUUAUCGGUGGGUAUAUCGUGAUGUACUGGGCAUAUCGACGUCAUUUCGAAGUAUGGAAGCGUUACAAUUACUUAGUUGCGGCUGCUUUUGAUGCGGGAUUCAACUUGAAUAUGUUGCUCAUCUUUUUCUUCUUCGGAGCUGGCAAACAGAUCUCAAUGCCAAAUUGGUGGGGAAACAAUGCCGAUUCGGUUGAGCGGUGCUUUGCGCUGGACAGCUGA
Penicillium macrosclerotiorum is the source of this 2379-nucleotide messenger RNA. RefSeq names its product OPT family oligopeptide transporter. Gene Ontology annotation, biological process: transmembrane transport. Gene Ontology annotation, molecular function: oligopeptide transmembrane transporter activity. The record is from RefSeq and is a predicted model, not a curated record. Bases 1 to 2379 code for a protein of 792 amino acids. Lineage: Eukaryota; Fungi; Ascomycota; Eurotiomycetes; Eurotiales; Aspergillaceae. The transcript has a single exon.